CCGCUGUCUGUCUCUGGUCUGCUCAUUCUCGGCACCGGAAGUUGACAUUCUGGCGUUUCCGGUGUGUUACACAAGCUGCAGCAUGUGAAUCCAGACAGGGAGAGAUGGGGAAACGCAGGGGGUCUGUGGAGGAGAAGGCAGGGAGCAAGCAACCGAGGAAGCGGCCAGCCAAGCAGAGAAGGGGAAGCCAAGCUAGGGCUGCAGAGACUGCAGCAGAAUGCAAAACAGACGAGGAAGAGAUGGGGAAGCAAAAGGGAUCUGCGGAUGCAAAGACAGGGACCAAAAAGUCAAAGAACCUGCCUGCCAAGAGAAGGAGAGGAAGCCAAGCCAAGGUUACAGAACAAGGGGAUGGCAAGGACGACAUGCAUGAAGAUGGAAAGGUCCCAGCUAAAAAAAGUAAACCCACAGCACCAGGUGUGCGAAACACUAAAAAGACUGUUAAAGCCUGUGUGGCGGAGACAUCCCCUGCAGUGUGCCCCAGAAAAAAACCUUCCAAGCCAAAGAAACCAACUGAACUAAAAAAAGAGGAGACAGAGGAAGAAAUUAGGGAUCUCCUAAAUCUAGAGAGGAUUAUUCCUGAAGCAACUGUAAAAAAAGGCAGUGAUUAUGAGGAUUCUGAAGAAGAGAGUGAGGAUGACUGGGAGGAUGUAGAAGAACUCAAUGGGCCUGCAGUGGAGGAUCUUCAAGCCACUACAUCUUUGGAAACUGAUCUUCCUGCUGAGCCGGUGGAGAUUGAAAUUGAGACAGCAGAAGCAGCCAGGAAACGAUUAAGGAGAGAGAAAAGGAAGGCAGAAUUUGCAGCAUACCUUCGUAGGAUGAUGAAUCGAUUCAGUAAGGAGCUUCGGGAAGAUACCCACAAGGUUCAUUUGCUUUGCUUGUUGGGCAAUGGUUUCCAUCGCAGUAACACGUGUAGCAUGCCUGACUUGUUGGCUGUGGCCCUUUCUGUAGUUCCAGCAAAGUUUACCUCUCCUGCCUCUUUGAAUUUGUCAUAUCUGACCAAUCUGUUGAACUGGUUUACUGGAACCUUCACCUUAAAUCCAGAGAUGUCUGUGGACGACAAAGAACCCCUUUCCGGUACUCUGGAAAGGAGAUUUGGGGUCUAUGGAAUCAGAGAUGAAGAGGAGAUGGUUCAUAUUUUUCUCAUUAUUCUUCGAGCAUUGAAACUUGUGAGUCGUCUGGUGUUGUCUCUGCAACCUGUCCCAUUUAAGGAACCUCCUGCGAAGACUAAAUGCACCAAUGACAAAUCUGCCAAGGUCUCCAAGAAAGCCUGUUCAACCCAAAAAUCUCCAAAAGGGAAAUUAAAGACAAACCCCAAGAAGAAAAAUGAGAAAAAGAUAAAACAAGAGGCCACUCUAUCUGGAGAUAGUGACGUGGGGGAGAAUGAGAAGCCAGCAGACAUCACUCCAGUUAGCAGACGUGCUCUUAAAACCGAGAACAAGAGUAACUUAAAGGUUGAUAACGAGAAAGAGACUAAACCAGGACCUCGUCCCAAAAACCAGCUCAGGAGGAGUGCUGCUUCCAAAGUGACCUACAAGGAGGAGAGUGAGAGUGGAGCAGGAAGCAGUGAUUCAGACUUCUCUUUCUCAGACAGUGAGAGUGAUUACUCUGACUUUGUGGACACGUCAUUUGAAAAAAAGGUCAGAAGAGUCUCCGCAAUGGUAAAGGCAAAGUCCACAAAGGGUGAGGAGAGCAACCCAGUGAGUACUAGUAACACUGAUAAAUCCACAUCUAAAAGUUCCCCCAAAAAUACCAAUAACAAGAGAAGAGGCAAGAUUAUCUCCACCGAUGAGGAGGAAGAGGAGCAAACUACAGCCUCAAACCUAGGUAGUGAUCAAUGGGUGGAGGUUUAUUUUGAGAAUGAUGGCAAGUGGGUGUGUGUAGAUUGUGUUAAUAAGACUGUGGGAAAACCUCAGUUGUGUUACAAGAGUGCCACCAAACCGGUCACAUACGUGGUGGCCAUAGACAAUGAUGGAUGCGUGAAAGAUGUGACAAGACGGUAUGACGCACAGUGGAUGACAAGUACCAGGAAACGGCGCAUUGAUGAAGAGUGGUGGGAGGAGACUUUGAUGCCAUAUAAAAGUCCAAACUCUGAGCGAGAGGAGAAAGAAGAUGCACAGUUUGAAGCAAAAUUACUGGAGCAGCCUCUGCCAAAAUCUAUAACGGAGUACAAGAACCACCCGCUGUAUGUUCUGAAAAGGCACUUGCUCAAGUAUGAAGCCAUAUACCCAGAGACAGCCGCCAUCUUGGGCUACUGCCGAGGUGAAGCUGUAUAUGCAAGGUCCUGUGUCCACACCCUGCAUUCAAGAGACACCUGGUUGAAAGAAGCACGCGUUGUGAGGCUUGGAGAGGUACCAGCUAAGAUGGUGAAAGGACAGUCAAAUCGUGCAAGGAAAGCACGCCUGGCAGAUCCGGAGAAGAAGGAUAGCCCAGACCUUGCUCUGUACGGUCCCUGGCAGACUGAGGAUUACCAGCCCCCUGUAGCUGAAGGCGGGAAGGUUCCACGUAACGAGUUUGGGAAUGUGUAUCUAUUUAAACCUAGCAUGUUGCCCAUUGGCUGCACACACCUACAAGUGCCAAACCUCAACAGAGUGGCCAGGAAGCUGGACAUCGACUGUGUUCCUGCAAUCACCGGCUUUGACUUUCAUUGUGGCUUUUCGCACCCUGUAACUGAUGGUUACAUAGUCUGUGAAGAGCACACGGAUGCCCUGUUGGCUGCCUGGGAUAGUGAUCAGGCAGAGAUGGAAAGGAAACAGAAAGAGAAACGUGAAAAACGAGUACUGGGCAACUGGAAACUGCUCAUAAAGGGACUUCUGAUUAGAGAGCGUCUCAAAGCCCGCUAUGGGAAUAAGGACGUAGAGCAGUCUAGCUCGAAUGCGGUGGACAAAGGAUUCUCUUCUGAUGAGGAAAAUCAAGCAGAGACUGUGGCUCAGGACAUUGCUGUGUCCUGGCCCCAAAACCGCCAAACAGAAGACACUGGAGGAGGAAAAUCGAAACAAAAAAGCAAACGGGAAAAGAAAGGAGAAGCAAAGCAUUUGUUCCCAUUUGAAAAGAUGUGACAUUUCUCAGGAUCGCAGGCAUGGAGAAACUGCUGCCCUAACGGUGGGUGCACUGCAAUGAAAUCAACAGUUCAUGUUUGGUAAUCAUAGUAUUAUCAGCCAACCACACUAGAAGAGGAGGAUCCUUACAUUAAGCAUGGCAGUCCUCUCGAUCUGCAGGUCAUGUUUCUUUUUACACCAUGCCAUCUGAAUGGCCAGUACAUGCUUACAUUUUCAGAUGUAAUGAGAUGUGUCUAGUUUCCAGCCUAGCUGUAGAUCCUGCACCUAUUUCACAGAAUGCUUUGCUUAAAAGGCAGAUGGGAGGAAGUCAACCGAGACCUAACUGUGUGCACAGGACAUCUAGCAUUGCCCUGCUCCUCCCAAGCUGGAACCCGCGGUCGUAUAAAUAUGUAAUCUGUGAAUACAUAAUGUAAAGAUGACAUGAUCUGCAGGUGUCUGUUAUGAUAUCCAAAGUUGCUGCUUAGUCCACUAGAUGGCAUUUUUUUUCAAAUUGUUUUUCAGUUGAUAAACAUUAACAGGAGGACUUAUAAUUAGUAAUAAUUUUGUACUGUAUUUUCUAAUUCUUAAUAAAACACAAGUUGUAGAA
Pelobates fuscus (common spadefoot toad) is the source of this 3642-nucleotide messenger RNA. It is a transcript of the gene XPC, whose product is annotated as XPC complex subunit, DNA damage recognition and repair factor. Bases 105 to 3056 code for a protein of 983 amino acids. The transcript has 17 exons. Lineage: Eukaryota; Metazoa; Chordata; Amphibia; Anura; Pelobatidae. Gene Ontology annotation, molecular function: damaged DNA binding; single-stranded DNA binding. Gene Ontology annotation, cellular component: XPC complex; nucleotide-excision repair factor 2 complex; nucleus. Gene Ontology annotation, biological process: nucleotide-excision repair; mismatch repair. The record is from RefSeq and is a predicted model, not a curated record.